Nymphaea colorata (pocket water lily) is the source of this 2298-nucleotide messenger RNA. Its product is annotated as probable choline kinase 2. The transcript is spliced from 8 exons. Gene Ontology annotation, cellular component: cytoplasm. Gene Ontology annotation, molecular function: ethanolamine kinase activity; choline kinase activity. The record is from RefSeq and is a predicted model, not a curated record. Bases 1149 to 2204 code for a protein of 351 amino acids. NCBI's taxonomy places the organism in Eukaryota, Viridiplantae, Streptophyta, Magnoliopsida, Nymphaeales, Nymphaeaceae. Gene Ontology annotation, biological process: phosphatidylcholine biosynthetic process; phosphatidylethanolamine biosynthetic process.
CCUUCGCUUUACUUCGGAAUCCCACUCCCCGUUUGGAUCUACGAUCUUCUUCUUCUUCGUUGUAUAAGAAGUCGGGAAAAUCCUUCCAGAUUCAGAAAAACUACGAUUUCUGUCGUUCCCUCGCGGCGAGAUCCCGUUCUCGCGCUUACUUCGUGCGGUUCUGCCCCGUCAGAUCGUGAAAUCCUGUUAAAGUUUUCUGAGUUACUCGUUUGGGUCUUUUCUCUUCGUGUUCUUCCUCUUCCUGUAUAAAAGCAACUAAGGGUUCACGAGAGAGGAAUCUUUGGUUUUUUCUGUAGUUUAUUGAAGGAAGGUGGAGAUUUUUUCUCCGUUAAAAAAUUAAAGGUGGAAUUGAUGCCGAUUUUGGCUGUAGAGUUGGUAUAAAUAGGAAUUUUGGAGUUCGUGAAGUUCGUCGGGAGGGGUUCCAGCAGUCGUGAUCUUUUUCCUUUUUCCCUCUUUGAAUUUGGGUUGUGCUUUCUUUGUUUUCAGGCCUUCUCUUUUUCCUCCAUUUCUGUGGGGUUUUAUUUCUCGGGAGAUCUGUUUACAAUUUUAGAAAUUACCGGCGCUUCAAUUCAAUUGGCGUUUACUGGUUUUCUGUUUUCCGUUUUUUAAUUUAUCUAGAGAUAUUACUUAAAAGUGGGAGUUUGUGUCGUUUGGAUUUUCUGUUUUCCUGAAUUUUGGGUUUUUUCGAGUUCGUUACGUUUGGCUUUUCGUUUUCUUCUGAUUUUGUGGGGGUUGUUGGGUUUCACCUCGAAUUGGUGGGAACGCAUUUUGUUCUAAAUUUUACGCCCUUUUUAACUACGAGCAUUUCUCGUCUCUCGGCAACAAUUGUUAUCCAAGAAUUCUCAGUACUUGAUUUUUUUUUUUUUUGUGCCUUUGUUCUUGUCUUUCUCGAGUGGACACUGUACAUUUCUUGUGAUAUUAGCAUUCUUGCCAACUGGGAAUUCUUAUCUAUCUUAUCUUUCUCUUGUCCAAGUAACCAACCAAAAGCUGCUCUGUCUCUAAAAGAUCAAAUCGCCUUCCUACUACCGCAAAAUUUGAUCUUCAAAGUUUAUAACAAGCACUCAAAAUCUUUUCGGAUUUGUAGAAAAAUCUUGUCCUGUUUAGAAGUUUGCUGGGGAGUUUCUCUUGAGUGAAUUUUGAUCGUGAGUAUGGUGGCUAUUGAGAAGGAAAGAGAGACAGAAACAGAGUUCUGCCUUCCUAAGGAAGUGCGGAAGAUACUCCACACGUUGGCAUGUCAGUGGGAAGAUGUGCUUGAUGAUAAGAAGUUGCAGGUGGUUCAGCUCAAGGGUGCCAUGACCAACGAGGUGUUCCAGUGUCUUUGGGUAUCGAAGAAGGAGGUGAAGGGCACGUCGUCCAGGAAGGUCCUGGUUAGGAUAUACGGCGAAGGAGUUGACGUCUUCUUCGAUCGCAAUGAUGAAAUACGUACGUUUGAAUGCAUGUCAAGGCACGGGCAGGGGCCUCGGCUUCUUGGUCGUUUCCCUAAUGGCCGCAUCGAGGAGUUUAUUCAUGCAAGGACACUUUCAGCGGCUGAUCUGCGUGACCCAGAGAUAUCUGCAUUGAUAGCAGCUAAAUUGAGAGAAUUUCAUGACCUUGACAUGCCGUUGCCAAAAGACCCACUCCUCUGGAAUCGACUAAGGAACUGGCUUAAAGUGGCUACAAAACUUUGCUCUACAGAAGAAGCUGCAGAAUUUGAGCUGGACAAGAUUGGAGAGGAGAUAAAUAUCUUAGAAAAGGAGCUCUCGAACGACAAUCAUAAGAUAGGCUUCUGUCACAAUGAUCUACAGUAUGGAAAUAUCAUGAUGGAUGAGGAGACCAAAGUGCUAACCAUCAUAGACUAUGAGUAUGCAACUUUUAAUCCUGUUGCUUAUGAUAUUGCAAAUCACUUCUGUGAAAUGGCUGCUGAUUAUCAUACCGAAACACCUCAUAUUUUGGACUUUAACAAAUAUCCAGACUAUGAGGAGCGUAAAAGGUUUGUCUAUGUAUACCUAACUUCUUCAGGUGACUAUGCUGGUGAAAUGGAAGUUGAACAACUUGUCAAGGACACGGAGAAGUAUGCACUUGCGAGUCAUCUCCUAUGGGGUUUAUGGGGAAUCAUCUCGGAACAUGUAAAUGAUAUAGACUUCGACUAUCUGCAGUAUGCGAAGCAAAGGUUCAAGCAGUACUGGCUGAGCAAACCAGCUGCUUUGGGUUGUUCAUGUCCUUGAUCUGCUUAUAGAUCUGCUUGUCAAUAUUGUGUAAAUGUAAGAAUGAUUUUGAUCUUGUCAUUGAAAUGAGAACUCUUGAGGGCUUCUCUUUCUA